AUGUGCAUUGUGGUAGCCUCUAUCCUCAUGACCAAGCCUAGCGUCAAGCGCACAAUGCGCACCUACCCUGUGUUCGGACUCGAGAAAAGCUCCAUUCUCCGCCAUCCGAUGUAUCUGUCCCUUCCAGCGGCGCCAAGGGUUCCCGAUACUGAGGAGGAGUUAAGCGAUAGCAUUCGCUCAAACUGGGACAACCAUGUACCGGAGAAAUUCUGGAGCUACCGAGGCGUGGCCGGUGCUGACGACUCAUACGGUUUCAUUGUUGAACUGGAUCCAAAUGGAUCGUGGCGAGCCGCAGGACAACAUGUUGACUUUGGACGUCUCAAACAGUUGAUCGGGGACCCUGCUGAAGAGAAAACCCCUACAACAGCCCGUCAGCUGCCUACAGGUAUGAGACUGAUAAAUGUCCACACCCGCCAAAUCAUCUCCGCAUCUCCGCACCACGAGUACGUCGCACUGUCUUAUGUGUGGGGCUCGGGAUCCGGCCCGGACCAGCCGCAAGAACGACUGCCAGACCAGGUCCCAAGGACGAUUGAGGACAGCCUGCGUGCGGUAGCGAGCCUAGGACUCGAGUACAUCUGGAUCGAUCGGUACUGCAUACAUCAAGGCGAUUCCAAAGAGAAAGCCGCACAGAUCCACAUGAUGCACCAAAUCUACCAGAAUGCCUACGUCACCAUUAUCGCAGCUGCAGGAUCCGGCCCCGAUCACGGCCUGCCCGGUGUGAGCUGCCUAAGGUCAUGGCCCCUUCGCGCUGUCAUUGAUGGUCGUGUCUUUCUCGCUGUUCGUAAUCCCGAAUAUACGAUUACUCAGACGGUAUGGGCAACGAGGGCUUGGACAUUCCAGGAGGAUAAGCUCUCGAAUAAGAAGCUUUUCUUUCUUGACGAUGAAGUCUUCUUCCAGUGUUCUCGAUCGAAGAGAAGUGCUUUGGAAGGGCACGUUCGAAACACUCAGCCACUUCAGGUCUUUGAACCAGAUGGCGGCAACUCAAGCGAAGACCGUAGGGCUACGAUUCUGUCUGACCUUUGGGGGAGCAUCACGACUCUGAACAACCGGAACAUCUCGUUCGAGAGCGACAGGGUAAACACAACCCUCGGCAUCUUCGGCUACCUAACCGACCACGGGCUCAUCGCCGGCCACGUUUGCGGAAUCCCAAUCCUUUCCACAUUGGGAAGCAUCGGGGAUCGGAAGAGCGUAAGAAGCUGGACUGAGGGUUUCAUGACCAGCCUGCUCUGGGGCACAGGGCAACGAUCUGCCCGCCGCGGGCGACGCGCCGAGUUUCCGAGCUGGACCUGGGCCGGAUGGUUCGACGAAAUAGAUGCACCGAACCAACGCUGUCUACACGACAACGUCACGGUCUCUCUGGAGAUAAAUGAGCGGCUGCUGUCCGCCCAGGAGGCCCAGCAAGCCCUGAACGCAAAGCCCUCACUCGGCCUGGCUAUCCGGCACAUCCAUAUCGAGGCUCCGGUCGCGCAGUUCAAACUCGGCAGCUCGUUUAUGAAAUCUCUGUGGUACCUUGACAAUGAAGGGCGUGCUCGGAGAACAGGCGCAGGCAGGACGAGCUUUCAGAUGGAUCCGGACCGAUUGCAAUACGGCGUCCCGAGCGGCAAUGCUGGCGAGACUCUGACGCCAUACGCGUGGCUUGGUUUGUUGUUCACCGGCUGUAAGGACGCUGGCAGAUCUGCAUUCGUGCUUCUCGUUCAGGAUCAUGGAGAUUAUUUCCAGCGUGUAGCAUUGUGCGAAAUUCGCUUCGCAGACCUACUGUUCGACCCAAUCCUCGAGGACCACGAUGGGAUCUCAGUCUUUUCCGAUGACGGAGAGAGCGAGCUUGGAAGAAAGCAGGUUGGAAUACCUAAAUUACUCGUGCAGAUGCGAUCCGUGAGACUCGGAUGA
This is a messenger RNA of Lasiodiplodia theobromae, 1887 nucleotides long. Its product is annotated as Het domain-containing protein. The record is from RefSeq and is a predicted model, not a curated record. The coding region runs from base 1 to 1887 and encodes 628 amino acids. NCBI's taxonomy places the organism in Eukaryota, Fungi, Ascomycota, Dothideomycetes, Botryosphaeriales, Botryosphaeriaceae. The transcript has a single exon.